AUGCAACCCAAGACUGCCGCCCUCCUUCUCUCUGUUCUAGCCAGCGGUGCCAUUACCAUGGCUGCUCGCAGUGCCCUGGAGACGGAACAAUACAGGGCGCUGGCAGAUCAACUGCACUUCGAUCCGGCUACAUCGUCCGACAGCAUUCAAAAGAGAAUGGAAGCUAUGGUCCAGCGCCAGGCCGAUAGCGGUGGUGACGAUAGCGGUGGUGAUGACAGUGGUGGUGAUGACAGUGGUGGUGAUGACAGUGGUGGUGAUGACAGUGGUGGUGAUGACAGUGGUGGUGAUGACAGUGGUGGUGAUGAUAGUGGUGGUGACGAUAGUGGUGCAAAGAAGCUCAAGCGUCAGGGCGGCGACGAUAGCGGUGGUGACGAUAGCGGUGGUGAUGAUAGCGGUGGUGAUGACAGUGGUGGUGACGAUAGCGGUGGUGACGAUAGCGGUGGUGAUGACAGUGGUGGUGAUGACAGUGGUGGUGAUGACAGUGGUGGUGAUGACAGUGGUGGUGAUGAUAGCGGAGGUGAUGAUAGCGGUGCUUAA
Messenger RNA from Akanthomyces muscarius, 537 nucleotides. RefSeq lists its product as uncharacterized. Bases 1 to 537 code for a protein of 178 amino acids. The record is from RefSeq and is a predicted model, not a curated record. Lineage: Eukaryota; Fungi; Ascomycota; Sordariomycetes; Hypocreales; Cordycipitaceae. The transcript has a single exon.